Molecule: messenger RNA, 400 nt
Organism: Manduca sexta (tobacco hornworm)
Lineage: Eukaryota; Metazoa; Arthropoda; Insecta; Lepidoptera; Sphingidae
Product: nose resistant to fluoxetine protein 6-like
Exons: 2
Coding region: 55-381 (108 amino acids)
Source: RefSeq, a predicted model, not a curated record
GCAGUAGGCUGGUAUUUGCAUAAAACGAAAUGUCAACCGAAGAUUCCUUACUGGAUGGUGAUUAUUGGCUGGCCCGUCGCUCUGGGGGUCGUUGCCAGCCUCAUCUUCAGCAUGGUGGACGGCUACUUCGAGGUGUGGCCCACGGCAUUCUACAUCAGCAUUGGGCAUACAGCGUGGGGCGCAGCGGUGGCGUGGGUGGCGAUAUCUUGCUGCAGCGGGUACGGCGGACUGAUUAACUCGGCGCUAUCGUACCGCGGCCUGCUGCCGCUGAGCAGGCUCACCUACUGCGCCUACCUGAUCCACCCCACCAUCAUGAUGUACUCUUCUUUCCUUCUCGAUGGCCCUUACCACAUGGAAAACUCUUCUGUCGUAAGUCUCUAACUAGAUUGAUUUUAUCCAG